ACCCCAUGAACUUCAAAAGAGCUACAAAUCAAACGCAAUAAUAAUAACAAACCGUUACAACUGCUAUCUGUAGGCCUACAUAUUUUUACAAUUAUCGUGUUAAAUAAAAACUUGAAUGCAAUAAUUUAGUCCAUAUAAAUGCUUCCAUUUCGUUUCCUUAGCGUUUUCUCUUGAAAUGAGCUCUUACGUAGCCAACUCAUUGUUUAAGCAAACUCACGAGGCGUCAGCCUUCGCUUUGCACAACCAUGGAUACGGCUCUAGCUCCGAACUCAACGUGUCCGGCUACUGUGGUUUUGGAGGGCAUGAUCACCGGGGGUCAUUCGCGUCCCCACCGUCCUCAAGCUCCCUUGGCAUGGUAGAGAUGAACUCUGGGCUGCAUGGCAAUCCUGGCGACCUUACACCACGACCAGAGUCUUCCACAGGAGACGCUUCCCAGAGACGCCACAUGAACGAGCAGACAAGCCGCCAGGGCUCUCUAAAUCUCGGACUGUAUUGUCGCAAACCCGAGACGGACUCGGAUUUCAGCGAAAUGCAUAUAUGCAAGACUCAAACAGGCGAGAUCAAAGUCGUAAGUUUGCAACCCGUCCAGCCAGUAAGACAAGGAAACCAUUCUACUCAGCCACAAACCAGCGAACCGCAACCACAAAUAUAUCCCUGGAUGACGAAACUACACAUGGGUCACGAGGCUGACGGUAAAAGGUCAAGGACGAGUUACACGCGCUACCAAACUCUGGAGUUGGAGAAAGAGUUCCAUUUCAACCGGUAUCUGACGCGUCGUAGGCGUAUCGAGAUCGCCCAUACUCUCUGUCUGAACGAGAGGCAGAUCAAAAUCUGGUUCCAGAACCGACGAAUGAAGUGGAAGAAGGACUCAAAGCUUAAAAUGAAAGAGUCAAUCUAAAACAUGGAACCAUUUUCAAACGUUAUCAACGUUCCUUAGAGAUGUCAUUCAAAGACUGUCACCACCACCCAUGUUUCCAAACAGUGACUUUUGUGAUGCGAUGUUUCAGUGUGAUGACAAAUAUUGAACAUUCUUCGAUUAUGGAUCUGAUUAUGUAAUAUACCUGUCAUUUGGUUUGAAUGUUGUGUUGUUUUAUUUUCUAUCUUUGAAUAUGUACUUGUUCAGCAGAGUCUUAUAUAACUUGUGAGAAUAGAAACGCUUGAAAUAUAUUAAUUAGCGAAAAUUGUAACAUUUCACCACUUACCUAUUUUUUUUACCUUGAAGUAUUUUAAAGCUGAACGUUUUAUUGUUAUUAUCGUAUUACUACUGUACUAUCACUAUUGUUUUCUUCGUGAGAGGUGCCUAUUAUUUAUAUUAAAAAAACAACAAGGUAAAUAAAUUCCUUGUAGUUUAUCUUCAAA
Molecule: messenger RNA, 1359 nt
Organism: Oncorhynchus nerka (sockeye salmon)
Lineage: Eukaryota; Metazoa; Chordata; Actinopteri; Salmoniformes; Salmonidae
Product: homeobox protein Hox-C5-like
Exons: 2
Coding region: 176-898 (240 amino acids)
Biological process (GO): positive regulation of transcription by RNA polymerase II; anterior/posterior pattern specification
Cellular component (GO): nucleoplasm; nucleus
Molecular function (GO): RNA polymerase II cis-regulatory region sequence-specific DNA binding; DNA-binding transcription factor activity, RNA polymerase II-specific
Source: RefSeq, a predicted model, not a curated record